Molecule: messenger RNA, 4949 nt
Organism: Pyrgilauda ruficollis (rufous-necked snowfinch)
Lineage: Eukaryota; Metazoa; Chordata; Aves; Passeriformes; Passeridae
Gene: WNK3
Product: WNK lysine deficient protein kinase 3
Exons: 19
Coding region: 123-4589 (1488 amino acids)
Biological process (GO): protein phosphorylation; intracellular signal transduction; negative regulation of sodium ion transport
Cellular component (GO): cytosol; cytoplasm
Molecular function (GO): ATP binding; chloride channel inhibitor activity; potassium channel inhibitor activity
Source: RefSeq, a predicted model, not a curated record
GCUUCUUCCGCAAGAGCGUGGAGGUGCUGGAGGAGGAGGAGCGGGGCGAGCGCGGCGGCGACCCCGGCCCGCGGGGCGACCCCCGGCUCGGGGGGGGCGAGGAGGGCGAGGAGGAGGCGGAGAUGAAGGCCGUGGCCACCUCGCCCGGUGGCCGCUUCCUCAAGUUCGACAUCGAGCUGGGGCGCGGCGCCUUCAAGACGGUCUUCAAGGGCUUCGACACCGACACCUGGGUGGAGGUGGCCUGGUGUGAGCUGCAGGACCGCAAGCUGACCAAGGCAGAGCAGCAGCGCUUCAAGGAGGAGGCCGAGAUGCUCAAGGGGCUGCAGCACCCCAACAUCGUCCGCUUCUACGACUCCUGGGAGUCCUCACUCCGCGGCAAGAAGUGCAUCGUCCUCGUCACCGAGCUCAUGACCUCGGGCACCCUCAAGACGUACCUCAAGAGGUUCAAGGUGAUGAAGCCGAAGGUGCUGCGGAGCUGGUGCCGGCAGAUCCUGAAGGGGCUGCAGUUCCUGCACACGAGGACGCCGCCCAUCAUCCACCGUGACCUCAAGUGCGACAACAUCUUCAUCACCGGCCCCACCGGCUCCGUCAAGAUCGGCGACCUGGGGCUGGCCACGCUCAUGCGCACGUCCUUCGCCAAGAGCGUCAUCGGGACCCCCGAGUUCAUGGCCCCUGAGAUGUAUGAGGAGCGCUACGACGAGUCCGUGGACGUCUACGCCUUCGGGAUGUGCAUGCUGGAGAUGGGCACGUCCGAGUACCCCUACUCCGAGUGCCAGAACGCCGCCCAGAUCUACCGCAAAGUCACCAGCGGCAUCAAGCCAGCGAGUUUCCACAAGGUGACGGACCCCGAGGUGAAGGAGAUCAUCGAGGGCUGCAUCCGGCAGAACAAGGCUGAGAGGCUGUCCAUCCGGGACCUGCUGGACCACGCGUUCUUUGCCGAGGACACGGGGCUGCGCGUGGAGCUGGCCGAGGACGACGCGGGGCUGGACCCGGCGCUGGCGCUGCGGCUCUGGGUGGAGGACCCCAAAAAGCUCAAGGGCAAGCACAAGGACAACGAGGCCAUCGAGUUCAGCUUCAACCUGGAUGCCGAUGUCCCCGAGGAGGUGGCCUAUGAGAUGGUGAAAUCUGGGUUCUUCCACGAGAGCGACUCCAAGGCCGUGGCCAAAUCCAUCCGGGACCGGCUGGCGCUGGUGAGGAAGACGCGGGAGAAGAAGCAGGCGGAGAGCAGGGGGGGCCCCGAGAGCCGGGGGGGCCCCGAGAGCGAGGACACCGAGGUCGAUCAGCACGUGCGGCAGCAGCUGCUGCAGGAGCAGCCUCCCCCCGGCCCUGCUGAGGGGGUCCUGGAAAACGCCCCAGGACCUGAUGUCCCCGGUCCCUGUGGUGUCACCGGAGCAUCUGAGCAGCUCUGGGGGUACCCACAGGGACCCCAGGAUGGACUGUCCCCCGCUGUGCCACCACCGGUGACCCAGGGGACCGAGGGGACAGCAGAGGAUGGCACUGGAGGAGCCACCACGGAGCCACCUGGGCCGGAGGGGGACCCCUGUGGCUGUGGCGGGGGGUUGGUGACAGUGGGGUCACAGCCACAGGUGGCACCCGGGGCACCGGGGCCAGGGAUGGCGCCAAGAGUGACAGCGGGGGUGGCACUGCCAGCUGCAGGCGUGACAACGGCUCCUGGAGUGUCACCAGUGCAAGGGGUGCCACCUCCUACUGGAGUGCCACCAGCUUCGGCGGGGACACCAGCUCUGGGGGUGACACCAGCUCUGGGGGUGCCACCUCCAGCUGGAAUGCCACCAGCUCUGGGGGUGACACCAGCCCAGGGGAUGCCACCAGCUCCAGGGGUGACACCAGCCCCUGGGAUGCCACCUGCUCCAGGAGUGCCACCCCCAUCUGGGGUGCCACCACAGCUGGUCCCCAUGGUGCAGCUGCAGCCAGGCCUUGGAAUGCCACCGACAGCCCCUGGGAUGCCACCAGCCCAGGGGAUGCCACCAGGUCCAGGAAUGCCACCACCAUCUGGGAUGCCACCAGCCCAGGGGAUGCCACCACAGCCAGUCCCCACCAUGCAGCCGCAGCUGGUGCCAGGGAUGUCACCAGCUCCAGGGAUGCCACCAGUGGUGGGGAUGUCACCAGCUCUGGGGGUGCCACCUCUGUCCAUCAUGACACCAGUCAUGGGGAUGUCACCGGCCCCAGAGAUGCCAGCUCCAUCCAUGAUGCCACCAGCCCAAGGGAUGCCACCUCCAUCUGUGAUGCCACCAGUCAUGGGGGUGUCACCAGCCCCAGGGGUGCCACCUGCACAAGGGAUGCCACCACCAUCCAUGAUGCCACCAGCCUCAGAGAUGCCACCACCAUCCAUGGUGCCACCAGCACAAGGAAUGCCACCAGCACAAGGGAUGCCAGCUCCACCCAUGAUGCCACCAGCCCAAGGGAUGCCAACUUCAUCCAUGAUGCCACCAACCCCAGGGGUGCCAUCACCAUCUGUGCUGCCACCAGCCCCGGGGAUGUCACAAGCUCCAGAGAUGCCACCACCAUCCAUGAUGCCACCAGCCAUGGGGAUGCCACCAGCCCCAGAGAUGCCACCGCCAUCCAUGAUGCCACCAGCCAUGGGGAUGCCACCAGCCCCAGAGAUGCCACCACCAUCCCCAAUGCCACAACCCCCUACGCUCCCUGGCUCCGAGGACCCCUCGGUGCCCGCCGAGGCUGCGUCCCUGCUGCGCGUCCCCGAUGUCCCCGAAGUCCCCGGGCCGCGUGCCCGGCAGCGCCGUGCGUCGUGCCAGCGCCCCGCCCGCUUCCAGCUCACCGUGCUGCAGGUGUCCUCAGCUGGGGACAACACGGUGGAGUGCCAGCUGGAGACCCACGACAGCAAGAUGGUCACCUUCAGGUUUGACGCGGACGGGGACGCGCCCGAGGACAUCGCCUGCUACAUGGUCGAGGACAACUUUGUCCUGGAGGGGGAGCGGGACAAGUUCGUGGAGGAGCUCAAGGCUAUCGUGGAGCAGGCGCGGGGGCUCCUUGGGACCCCUGCCCCAGACCCCCAGGUGGGACCCCUGGAGCCGCCAGCGGGUGGAGAAGGUCCCCCCCAGUCGUCACCCGUGGGGCGCUGGAGGUUCUGCAUCAACCAAACCAUCCGGAACCGCGAGGCCACCGGCCCCGGGGGACCCCCACCUGCCCGGAGAGCCCUGGAGACAUCUCAGGGGGGUCCCCAAGGACAGGGGACAAACAAGAGCGGAGCGUCGGAGCAGGAUGGGCCAGGGGGGCCGGAGACAGAGGUCCCCAAAGCCCAGGAGCUGGAUGUCCCCCAGGGACAGGAGUCAGCUGUCCCCAAACCAGAGGAGCUGGGUGUCCCCCAGGCUUUGGGAACAGCUGUCACCGGUCCCCAGGAGGUGGCUGAACCCAUGGCACCAGAGAGGAUCAACCCUGAACCACAAGAUCUGGGGGCUCCCCAAGGCCCGGGGCUGAGUGUCCCCAGCCCUUGCCAGCAGGAGGGACCUGGACACCCGGACAUGGCUGUCCCCAAACCUCCGGAGCUCAAUGGCCACCAAGAGCCCCUCAUCCCUGGGGAUGCAGAGCCAGGUGUCCCCCAGGGACAGGGGACAGUCACUGCCCUGUGGGAGCAGGAGGGACCUAGGGAACCGCCUGACCCCCCAGAGCUGGAUGUGUCCCAAGAGCCAGGUGACCCCCAAGGACUGGGGACAUUCGUCACUGGACCCCCAGAGCCACCAGGUGACCCCCAAGGACUGGGGACAUUCGUCACCGGUGCUUGGGGGCAGGAGGGACCCACAGGACCAGAGGCCGUGCCCCCCGCCCGCCCCCCGCCCGGGGGCGCGUCGUUCCCGCUGGGGCUGUGCCCCCGCCUGCGCAGCCCCCGCAAGGGCUGGGGGCGCCGCAUCAAGAGCUGGGCCCGGCGCCUGCGCCCCCCCUCCGGCGGGGGGGACCCCCACACAGCCCUUCAUGUAUCCCCCCAUGUGCCCCCCAUUUACACCCCUCAUGUGCUCCCCCUGUACCCCCCAUUUCCACCACCUGUGUGCCCCCCCCCCCUGCUACCCCCGGGGUCCCCCGAGACCCCCCUGAGCAGCGAUGGGGACUCGGAGCCUGAGGACGAGGCGCUGCGGGAGCAGCUGCGGCGGCUGCGGGAAAAGCACAUCCAGGAGGUUCUGGAGCUGCGGGCGCGGCAGGACCGGGAGCUGCAGGAGCUGCACCGUCGGCUCCGAGCCCUCAAAGAGGCCCGGGGGGACCCCCCGAAAUGGGGAGGGGGCGGCGGGACCCCACCCCAGCGUGGCCUCGGGGGGUCCCCGCGGCGGCCUCGGGGGGCCCGGGCGCGAGGGCGGGGCCGGGGCGUGGCCCUGACAGAGGCCUCAGCUCCCUCCCCGGGCCCCCCGACGCCCCCGGCCCCCCCAAAAAAGGGGCUCUUCACCGACGACCUGCACCGGCUGGUGGACGAGUGGGUCCAGGACACGGCCAGGGCCCAGGCCACCUCCUCGUGGGUCUCCACCCUGCGCGGCACUCGUGGGACCCCCCGAAAAUGGGGGGAGCUGCCCCCCCCCAAGCCUGCCCUGCGUGGGGGGGGCAGCCCCCUCCCCCCGGGGGCUGAGUAAAGGGGGGUCCCGACACCCUGCCCCCCCCAAACCCCCUGAUUUUGGGUCAAAAUCCCAAUUUCCAGCCCCCGAAUGGCUUUGUUUCACCCCAAAACCCCCUUUUAUAACCCCCCCAUUGGGUGACCCCAAAUUUCCAGCCCAAAAAUGACCUCGUUUCACUCCGAAAUUCCCCUUUGUUUGGGUCCUGUGGUGUAACCCCUGUUUCUGGCCCCAAAAAUGCCUUAUUUUGCCCUAAAAUUCCCCUUUAUUUGCUGCCCGUGUGGGCUGAACCCACUUUUUGGUCUCAAUUCACCCCCAAAAUCCCGUUUAUAGGAUACUCGACCCCCCCAGUUUCUGACCCCAAAAGCUCCUCAUUUUGAC